Molecule: messenger RNA, 2111 nt
Organism: Daphnia carinata
Lineage: Eukaryota; Metazoa; Arthropoda; Branchiopoda; Diplostraca; Daphniidae
Gene: waw
Product: translation factor Guf1, mitochondrial-like
Exons: 12
Coding region: 100-2085 (661 amino acids)
Biological process (GO): positive regulation of translation
Cellular component (GO): mitochondrion
Molecular function (GO): mitochondrial ribosome binding; GTPase activity; GTP binding
Source: RefSeq, a predicted model, not a curated record
UAUUCCUUUGUUAUUUAUGCGAAAAUAAGCAUAACUAAUUGUUGGCUGGGAAGGCUAUAUAACAUAGUGUAUCAGUAAUUUUGUAAUAUAAUCUUAUCGAUGUGGAAAUCACGUUCAACAUACCAUGCCUUAAAAAUCUGCAGCCGCAACUAUGCAAAAGUCGUUUCAUGGAAGAAACGCGUAUUUCUUUUGCCAACAACUAGCUGUUUCCAUUGUCACUUGCAACAUUAUUCCAGUAAACCAAAUUCUGAAAUCGACCUGACUUUAUUCCCUACUGAGAGGAUCAGGAAUUUUUCUAUCAUAGCUCAUAUUGAUCACGGAAAAAGUACCCUUGCUGACAGGCUUUUAGAACUUACUGGCACGAUUGGCAAAGGUAGUCAUGAAGCUCAAAUGCUGGAUAGAUUACAGGUGGAAAGAGAGAGAGGGAUCACAGUUAAAGCUCAAACUGCUACAUUGGUAUACAAUUACCAAGGAAUUGACUAUUUGUUGAAUUUGAUUGAUACACCCGGGCAUGUGGAUUUUUCCUUUGAAGUAGCGCGAUCCUUGGCAGCUUGUCAGGGCGUUAUCCUUCUAGUUGAUGCUAAUCAAGGUGUUCAAGCCCAGACAGUUGCCAAUUUUUUCCUCGCAUUUUCUCAAAAUCUGGCCAUCGUCCCUGUGAUGAAUAAAAUAGAUCUUAAAAACGCUAAUCCCGAAAGCGUUGCCAUUCAAAUGAAAAAUGUUUUUGAAUUUGAAUCAGAGGAUAUUUUACGGAUUUCAGCCAAAACAGGGCUAAAUGUCGAUUCGGUACUUCAGUCGAUUGUAGAACGGAUUCCUCCUCCCAGUCAUUGCGAUAUUGCAAAACCUUUUCGAGCCUUGCUGUUUGAUAGCUGGUACGACAGAUACCGAGGAGUAAUAGCAGUCAUUGCAGUAAUAGACGGUGUGAUCCGAAGUGGCGACUCUGUUAGCGCAAAGCAUACCGGCAAAUCAUAUGAAAUUAAAGAGCUUGGCAUUCUACGACCUAACGAAGUUAGCCUUUCGUGCCUACAGGCAGGCCAGGUGGGGUAUGUCGUGUGUAAUAUGCGAUCUAGCACAGAGGCAAAAGUUGGCGACACAUUGUUUAAAAAGGGUUUGGUAGAGGUCGAAGAGGUAGCCUCGUUUCGGCAAUCCAAACCAAUGGUCUUCGCUGGCGUUUAUCCAAUGGAUCAGUCUGAAACUCCAGCUCUCAGAAGCGCCUUAGAAAAGCUUACCCUAAAUGAUUCCAGUGUCACCGUUGCCAAAGAAUCGAGCGCUGCCCUCGGACAAGGUUGGCGUCUGGGUUUUCUAGGUCUUCUUCACAUGGAAGUAUUCAAUCAACGUCUCGAGCAAGAAUAUGGAGCUGAAGUCAUCGUCACAGUUCCCAGUGUACCCUACAAAAUCCGGCUACAUGGUGAAAAAAAUAUAAAGAAAUAUGGAGAGAGGGACAUUAUAGUUAAUAAUCCAGCAUUCUUUCCAGAUCCCAACAUUAUUGAACAGUAUUUUGAGCCAAUGGUACUAGGAACAAUUAUAACUCCAGAUAUCUAUAUGGGCCCAAUAAUGUCACUGGCGUUGGACCGAAGAGGUGUACAGGUGGACUCCAAAAACGUAGACAAUUCACGUGUCAUGAUGCAGUUCAAAUUUCCUCUUAAUGAGAUAGCCGUUGAUUUUUAUGAUGCCCUUAAAUCUCUUUCAUCCGGCUACGCUAGUUUCGAUUACGAAGAAGACGGUUUUGAAGCGUCGGACAUCGUCAAGUUGCAUAUCAUGCUGAAUGGCGAAGUGGUAGAAGAAUUAAGCACUGUCGUACACGCUAGUAAAGCUAGGAAAUAUGGGAAAGAAAUCUGUCUCCGAUUGCAAGAAACAAUACCAAGGCAAAUGUUUCAAGUGGCGAUUCAGGCUGCUGUCGGAGGCAAAGUGGUGGCGCGGGAGAACGUUGCCGCUCUACGAAAAGACGUCACAGCCAAGUGCUAUGGUGGGGACAUCUCGCGCCGGAUGAAACUCCUGAAGCGUCAAGCCGAAGGCAAAAAGCGAAUGAAAAGCAUUGCCAAUAUAGAACUUCCCAGAGACACAUUUAUAAAAGUGUUGAAGCGCUAAAAUAUGAACCAGUUCUGACUAGCGAA